This is a messenger RNA of Funneliformis geosporum, 468 nucleotides long. NCBI's taxonomy places the organism in Eukaryota, Fungi, Glomeromycota, Glomeromycetes, Glomerales, Glomeraceae. The record is from the annotation of a GenBank genome assembly.
AUGAAAUUAACAUCAGCUUUAUUAACCUUUCCUCUCCUUAUUUCUUUGGUUUGUGCUGGAGUAAUAAGACGAGUUGCCGAAUCUCAGGGCUCGUUCAAGAGAGAUGCCGAACCUCGCGUGUACAAGAGAGAUGCCGAACCUCAGGAUGAGAAGAGAGAUGCCGAACCUCAGCAUUACAAGAGAGAUGCCGAACCUCAGCGUUACAAGAGAGAUGGCGAACCUCAAAAUUUCAAGAGAGAUUCCGAACCUAGCGGCUGGUACAAAAGAGAUGUUGAACCUAACGAUAUCAACAGAGAUGCCGAACCUGACUAUUACAAGAGAGAUGCCGAACCUAAUCAAUACAAGAGAGAUGCCGAACCUCACAUUUACAAGAGAGAUGCCGAACCUCAUCAAUACAAGAGAGAUGCGGAACCUAACGAUAUCAAAAGAGAUCACCAUAAGUCUCAUCAUCAUCACUCUGGUUAUUGA